Messenger RNA from Syngnathus acus (greater pipefish), 6753 nucleotides. It is a transcript of the gene baz1b, whose product is annotated as bromodomain adjacent to zinc finger domain, 1B. Gene Ontology annotation, cellular component: WICH complex. NCBI's taxonomy places the organism in Eukaryota, Metazoa, Chordata, Actinopteri, Syngnathiformes, Syngnathidae. Gene Ontology annotation, biological process: chromatin remodeling. The coding region runs from base 643 to 5400 and encodes 1585 amino acids. The transcript has 20 exons. The record is from RefSeq and is a predicted model, not a curated record. Gene Ontology annotation, molecular function: histone H2AXY142 kinase activity; protein binding.
CGCCGCUUGCUGCCGGGGAAACGACCCGGGAGAGUUGAGGGUGCGCGAAAUUGUGCCGGUGUUCGAGAAACUCCCGCCAUUUCGACAAGGAAUUAACCUCUUCGAGACAUUCUUUUCAAGCACUACCAGCAUUGUUUUACUUUCGUAAAGCGAAGACGGAUUAGUAGGAAAGUCGAAGAAACAUCGAGACCUCCGCUUGUACAGCUGAGUUGAUAAGCGAAUUGCUCUUCGCGCCAGACCGCCUGCUGGACUGUGGAGCUGUUGCCGCGAAUUUGACUUGGGGACCGGAUUGCAUCCUGACAGGUCAACCGGGAAAAUAAAAGUUCGCCAAAUAUCUCGACACGAGUUUCAAAAAAUAACUUUGUCGAUUUGGAACCGGACUUGCAACAGCUAUGGCGUCCCCGCUCAAGCAGAGAAGAGACAUUCGAUGAAGAGGCGAGGAAGAAGGCACACUGUUUUGUUUUGCAACGCGAUAGCAAUCCGGGCUGCUAACUAGCCCGUUAGCUGCUACACGUUGAGUUGUAGGCCUACCGGUAAAAGCGUGAUACAUGCUAUCAGCCACCGGGAUACAAGUUAAGGUCGUAUUAUUUUACACUGGUAUUAAAGUGAUUAUUUGAUUGCGCGACCGCCAUUUGAUUUAUAAUGGCACCGCUUUUGGGUCGGAAGCCUUACCCAUUAGCUAAGCCGCUAGCCGAGCCGCUAGGCCCGGGAGAGGAGGUCUACAUCAUCGAGCACACCAAGGAGGCCUUCAGGAACAAAGAUGAGUAUGAGGCCCGCUUGCAGAGGUAUGAAGAACGCAUCUGGACGUGCAAGAGUACAGGAAGCAUUCAGCUGACACAUAAAGAAGCAUGGGAGGAGGAACAAGAAGUUACAGAAUUGCUUCAAGAGGAAUAUCCUCACUGGUUUGAGAAGCCCAUCCUGGAGAUGGUCCACCACAACACAGUGUCUUUAGACAAACUGGUUGAAAUGGCCUGGUUAGAAAUCCUCACAAAGUAUGCUGUUGGCGAAGAGUGUGACUUCACGGUGAGCCAAGACAAAAGUCUACGAGCGAAGGUGGCAAAGAUCCAUCCCCUCGAGCACCCUGAGGGUGAAGCUGCAGAGAAGAAGCUUGAAGGUGCCUGUGAUUCUCCAUCCAGUGACAAAGAGAAUGCCAGUCAAGAGAACCAGAGGAAGGAACCUGCCCACAGAGAGGAGGAGAGCAGGAGAGAGAGUCUCAGUGAUAGGGCACGGCGGUCACCAAGAAAACUUCCCACUGCCAUGAAGGAAGAAAAGAAGAGGUGGGCGCUUCCCAAGUUUCUUCCUCAUAAGUAUGACGUCAAGCUCGUCUGUGAGGACAAGGUAAUCAGUGCUGUGCCAGCAGACAGUCUUUUCAGAACGGAACGCCCGCCGACCAAAGAGAUCAUCCGUUACUUCAUCAGACACUAUGCGCAGAGGCUGGGCAUGGGGGAGAGUGCACCCUGGGUGGUUGAAGAUGAAUUAGUGAAAAAGUUUAAUCUGCCUAGUAAAUUCAGCGACUUUCUUCUCGACCCACACAAGUUUUUAGCUGGGAAUCCCUCUACCAAGCGUAAGAGCUUGACUUCUCCUGAAGGUAAACCUAGAAAGAAGUCGAAGACACCUGGUACACCAGGAGAGCACAUAGGAAAUGAAAAGGGGGAGAAGAAAGGAAAAAGCAAGAAAGAUGUUCUCGGGAAGCCCCUUAGUCCUACCAUCUGGGGUCAUGUGCAGAAAAUAAAAAUGAAUGGUUCACCAUUAAAAGUAAAGAACUCUGGAACCACCAAGAAAGAAGAAGGUAAAAGCUCAGGUCCCUCGAGUCUGAAAACUGUGAAAAAAUCCGGAAAGAAACCUGGAAAGACCGGUGAUAAGAAUAUUCUUAAAGCUUCUAGAAAAGAUGCAAAGGCAAGUCCCAAGACACCUAAGAUGAAGCAGAUGACCCUGCUGCAUCUCGCUAAGAGUCCCGCUGCCGGCAGCCCCAAAAAACGAGCUCGCAGCAGUUCCACAGGCACUCCCAAACUAGGGAAACCAUUACAUCCAAUGGCUCUCCACCUUCUUCGUUACUAUAAGGAGAACAAGGACAAAGAGGACAAAAAGAGUGUUCUGUCUGCCCUCAUCUCAAAGGCUGCUAAGGCCUUGUCACCAGAUGACCGUGGCAGACUACCCGAUGAGCUGAAAGAGCUGGUUGAAAAACGCUGGGAGAGACUGGAGCAAAAGAAACGCUGGGCAGCCAUGAGCGAAGAGGAAAAGCAAGAAGAAAUGAAGAAGCGGCGGAAUGAUCUCAAAGAGAAACUUCGGGAAAAAGCCAAGGAACGUCGCGAGAGGGAAAUGCUACUCCGCCUCGAACAGUCCCGUCGAUACGAGGACCAGGAAAUCAAAGAUGGCAAGACGUUGCCGACCUUUAAGCUAGUCGACAUGCCCGAGGGGCUGCCAAACACCCUGUUUGGGGAUGUGGCUAUGGUUGUGGAGUUCCUUCACUGCUAUGCAGGCCUACUUAUGCCAGAUGACAAGUAUCCCAUCACAUCUACGGCUCUGAUGGAAUCGUUGGCCGGCGUACGCUCUGGUUUCCACUACCUGAACCGCGUGCUGGUGGUGCUGCUUCAGACGCUGCUGCAAGACGAGCUCGCAGAGGGCUACAGCGAGCUCGAUAUCCCUUUAUCGGAGAUCCCCCUUACCUUGCACUCUGUAUCGGAGCUGGCGAGGUUGUGCUUGCGUCCUUUUGAUGCUCAAGGUGAGGAGAGCGCUCAUGGGUCCGUGGACAUGGCCAUGAGCGGCUUUGAUGAUGUGGUGACGAGCGAGUUUCUGGAAAAGCUCGAAACUGUCGAGGUGUUUGAGCUUGAGCCAGAAGAAAAAGUCAGCUUGCUGGUAGCCCUGUGCCACCGCAUUCUCAUGACGUACUCGGUGGAAGACCACGUGGAUGGCAUGCAGCAACGCACCGCUGAACUGUGGAAGGAGCGCGUGGCAAUGCUGAAAGAGGUCAAUCGCAAGAAGGCUGAGAAGAAAAAGCAGAAAGAGGUUGAGGGCAAAGCACAAGAUGAGAAGAAAAAAAAGGAGGAUCCAAAGAAGGAGCUCAAAAACGAGGUAAAAAUAGAGUUGGUGGACAUGAUCAGCUCCGUCAAGAGCAGGCAGCUCAUGAGCAUGCAGGCCAAGAGAGAAAGAGAGGAGAUGGACAAACAAAACAAAGAACGCAUGGAAGUGGCAGCCGAAGAAGAGCGACAACGCAAACAAAGAGCGGCCAUGGAAAAGAAUUUUCAAGAGGGUAUAACAAAGGCCAAACUGGUCCUACGUAGAACUCCACUGGGCACCGACAGAAAUCAUAACAGAUAUUGGUUUUUCUCCGAUGUUGUUCCUGGACUCUACAUUGAGAAAGGCUGGGUGCAUGACGGCAUAGACUAUAGCUUCACACCUCUUGAGGAAAAAAGCGAGCCUGAUGUGGAUGACGAGGACGACGGUGAGGCUGCUGUGACAUUAGGAAGAACAUAUUUCUGUCGCCAUAAGCAUGCCAAACUUAUCAAAAUGCCUUUUGUAGAGGCUGAUGACAAUGGAAGUGUGGAUGGUGCUAAUAAUGAAGGAGCCCAACUAGGGGCAGCAACGGACGUCUGUAUAGAAACUACAACUCCUAAGCAGGGACAGAAUCUCUGGUUCAUCUGUGACAGUCCUGCCGAACUGGAAGAAUUGAUGGACAGUCUACAUCCUCACGGAGUUAGAGAGAGUGAACUGAAGGCAAAGAUAGAAAGCAGUUACCAGGACAUCAUACACUCCAUCAACUUGACCCGAAAGGACAAAGUGGGUCUUGGGGUCCCUGACGAGGACGCAGAGCUACUGAAAUAUUUACGCGGUGAUAUUCAGGAGAUAGCCUCACGCCUCCUGAAGGGUGGCUUGGGUUACUUUGAUGAUGACGUAGACAUGGAAGAUCAGCUGGAAAAAAUGGACAACUUGAAAGAAUUAGGAGAGUCCAUCAUCACCAUUCAGGCAUGUGUGAUCAAGAAGUUCUUGCAAGGAUUCAUGGCCCCCAAGCAGAAAAUGAAGAAAAAGCAAGGAGGGGAAGAAAGCAAAGCCGAAGAGGUGGAUGAGGAAAAGAAACUGGCGGAGGAGGCCAAGGUGGCAACAGCAUUAGAGAAGUGGAGGACGUCUAUCCGGGAGGCCCAAACCUUCUCCCGCAUGCAUGUGCUGCUUGGAAUGUUGGACGCCUGCAUCAAGUGGGACAUGUCUGCCGAGAAUGCCCGUUGCAAAGUUUGUCGGAAAAAGGGUGAUGAUGAGAAACUUAUCCUGUGUGACGAAUGCAACAAGGCCUUCCAUCUUUUCUGCCUGAGGCCAGUGCUGCACCGCAUUCCUGAAGGCGAGUGGCUGUGCACGGCCUGUCAGCCCACAUUGGCCAGACGGGGCACGCGCUCAAGGAACUACAAACAAGACAGCGAUGAAGAAGAUGAGGAGUCUGAAGAGGAAGACUCUGACGAGGAGGAAGAUGAUGAGGAAGAGUGUGAAUACAAGGCCAUGGGCCACAGCUUGAGACCAAGAAAGAAGAGGAAGCAAAAUUCAGCCGUGCAGAAAAGUAAACCCAAAAAGAAGUCGUCCUCUACUAGUCAGAGCAGCAAGCAGAGGACUGGCCCCAGCAACCCUGCAGACAUCGAUGAACUGGUUCGCCAGAGCUCUCAGUCAGGUGUGCGCAGACAAGCACUGGAGCUGGAGAAAUGUGAGGAAAUCCUUAAAAAACUGACCAAGUUUCGAUACAGCUGGCCCUUCAGGGACCCAGUGUCCACAGAAGAAGCCGAGGACUAUCUGGACAUCAUUUCGCAGCCUAUGGAUUUUCAGACCAUACAGAAAAAGUUCAGCCAAGGCUCCUAUCGCCACGGCCAAGACUUCAUGGAGGACAUGAAGCUGGUCUUCUCCAAUGCAGAGGAGUACAAUGAGCAGGGCAGCACCGUGCUCUCCUGCAUGACCAAGACGGAGACGGCCUUUACGGAGCUGCUCCAGAAGAUGCUACCCGGCCUCAGCUACCUCCGACGACGCACACGCAAGCGCGUCAGUCAAGCUCCCGUAUCGUCAGAGGAGGAUGAAGAAGAAGAAGAAGAAGAGGAGGAAGAAGAAGAAGAAGAAGAGGAAGAGGAUCGGGCACUUCCGCAGAAAAGAAUUCAGAAUGGCAAGUCAGGCGCAAAGAAAAGCAGAAACACCCGAGCAGCUGCACAGGAUGAGGAGAGUGAGGAUGAAGAAGAGGACAGCGGAAAGAGGAGAAGUAAGAGGACCGCUUCCAAAGCAGCCAGGAAGGAUUACAGGGAGCAGGAUUGCAACGGUGAGCGGAACGCUCGCAGAACUCGGCAGCAGCGGGGCCGGCUGGAGGUCGACGAGGAAAGCAGCGAUGACGAGGUGCCGAGUCGACAGCGACAUUCCAAGAGACAGAAGCGCUCAUGAAGCCCAGGGUGCGUUUGGCUUCUUCUUUUUGAGUUUUUAUUUCUUGUCCAAGUGAUCAGACUCCUUUCCAUCAGCCAGCAGGGAAUCAAACUUCACAAUGACUCUUUGUCUUCUUGAAUUUCUGUUCAUAAUUUUCAAAAAGGAUUUAUAUUUGUAAUUUGUAUUAUUGGUGGGGUUUUUUUUUUCCCUCAUUGAAAAAUUAGACAUAGACAAGCAGCACAUGGAGCCUUGUCACUUUCUUAGGGCUUUUAAAAAUGUCCCGAUGUCAGUUGUGCAGCGAUUUUCAUUCUUUGAGUGGGGUACCUACUUGGUGUACGUGUGGCUACAAACCCCUUAUGCACACCAUGAACACUUUAAAUAUUGUACAAUGACAUACUUAAUAUCUCUGCGGGAGGCCUCAGUCAAAUGCAAAUUUUGUACAAUACAUUUGUUUUCUUAAUUUCUCAAAUCCUUUGGUCACAUGCUGCGUUCUACUUUACUGCCCAAAUGUGACUUUGGAACCAGCAGGCUGACCAAGCAAGCGUCAUCAUUUGGAUUUUUUGUUCUGUCGUGGCCUGCCACUUUAAACAAAGCGGUACCUCAAGGUUCUGUGAAGUGCACUACUUUGUGUAAAAUGUACCAAACAAGCCAGCAACUGCAGGACCACUUUGAUAAAAAUGUGCAUAAACAUUUGUAAAACAACAAAUAUGGGUAUUUUUGAAGAGUUAAUAUUUUUUGCACAUUUCAUUUGGGGUUUGUAAGGCAAAUCUACGUUAAUGUUAAAUCAGGAUUCUGCAUUAAUGUUAAAUCAGGAUUCUUCUAUUUGUGCAGAGAACAUGUUUGGUAUUUUUUUUCGAACUGUUUCCUGGCAAAAGUGGCCGAUUUUUUGUAAAGAACACCUCAGAACACCUCAGCAACCAUUUAUUACAAUCAAAAUGCAGCUCUUCGGUGGACGUGUUCAGUGAGCCACCAGGUGGCGCUUCUCUCCUAUCUUCAGAUUCAGUCACAGCUUUGCUCAUGCCUAUGUAGCCACUUUUUUUUUUUAUACGGGGAAUGUAAAAUAUCAUUUACACUUCACUUGAAUAUUCUCCUGUGUAGGUUUUCUGUCACAUGAUCAGCCUAGACGCUGCCCUAUAGCCUUCCUGUGUUCAUCCUGUGACGUAAUUUCUUCGUAGUGUUUUUUUUCCCUCAUGACUUAAUGUUUGGGUGUUUCUGCUUUACUCCAUUCUUACAACCAAUGAGUGAAAUUUGACUGCCCCCUCAAGUUGAGAGCUGACUCUUUUACACAGUUCUUUUUAUAUGUGUAUUUAUAGUUUAGGCAGAUUUAAGUUGUAAUUAUGUGUAAAGGUUUUCCAAUAAAGGCUAUGAGCAAGA